AUGUCACUUAAUAGUAGGUUAGAUAAAGAUUUAAGUGAUGAAGAGUCUCAAAAUUUAAUAACUCCUGAAUUCUUAAAUGAACUAAUUGUAGAAGAUUAUUCACAAGUCCGCCUAGGACCAUCAGUAGCCUUAGUUAUGUCAUGUAUAACGAAAGGUUUCAUAGAUGAUGUAAUUCAGAAAUCUUACGAAAUUGCAUUACACCAAGGACGUGGUCAGAUACUAUCUGAUGAUAUCUUAUUAUAUUUAAAAAGGAAAUAUCCAGAUUCUGGUCUUGCUGAACUUUGUGAACUAAAUGACAUAUCUAGUGAGGGGGGUGCAAUAAGAAAUAUCCAGCAGUUCAACUCUGAUAGAUUAAGGAAGAUGGCUGCAGUUAGAAGAAAAAUGAAAGAAGUGAAAUCUAAGCAUAGAAUUGGCCAAAGGCUAAAACAAAUUGAAAUUGGAAAGAAUAGUCGAGGAUAUGAACGAUAUUCUAGAGCAGUAAGACAUGAUAAAAGAAAACGUCAUUUGAACUCAAGUUGGCAUCCAACUACACCAGAUGUAUAUGCUAAUAUAAGUAAAUCAUGCUUUUCUGGACGUCUGAGAGAGUGGAAGUUGCGAUUACAUCUUUGGGGUAAUCUUAGUGAAGAUGAAUAUAAAGCAAUACUAAAUGAUAAUAUGGAAUUACCUCCUUUAUUAAAUUCUCAUUUAGAUCAGAAUAUAAAUAUUCAAAAUUUAAGUAAUAAAUAUUUUGCAAAAUCUGAGAAUACUUCUUAUUCAGAAUUAUCUGAUUUUCAAAAAGAUAGGUAUGAAAUUCCAGCAUAUAAUACUUCAGAAAUGAUAAAAUAUAAUAUCCCUUAUACUUUACAAUCAUCAGACAAAUCAAAAUAUUCGGAUUUACAAAUAUUAUCAACAUCAAAUGAUCUGUCAAAUGAUAAUAUUAAGCAAUCUUCCAAUAAUAAUUGUUCUACAUUAUCUAUAUCUCCAAUAGGUAAUUCACAAGUUAGUGCACUUUUAAGAUGUGUUCGUAAAACAUCUGAUGAACUAAAAUCUAUAGAAGAAUCUGGAAUAAAAUCUAACUACUUAUCUAGGGAAAUCGUUCUACCAUACCCUAAAGAUUUAAACUCUAAUUUGAAAAUAGGAGAAUCUUCUAAUAAGAUAACUAUUUUUAUUCCAGAAACGUAUAGAGGUUCUCAAAUUUGGAGAUCCUGCAAUUUUAUUAGACAAUGUGAUAUGGUAUACUGGUUUUAUAAAAAUAAGAAUAUAUUUGAAAAUCUAGAUAUACCAUUUGACAAAUUUGUAACAAGAUAUGGAAUCAAAGAAAAUGACUUACUUAUUAAUAACAAUUAUACAUCUAUAGAUCAAAAAAACUUAGUAUUUGGAAGAUCUUACACUGAUUUAUUCCGUCUUGUUAAUAGACCAGAUGAUAUUAAACAUACCUCUUUAAAACCAAUAGAAUUUGCAAUUUUUCCAAUAAAAAAAAGAGAAUAUUAUACAGACGUUGACUUUAACCUAUGUUAUUACCCUGCUGCAGCCAUUUUUUGGCAAAUUAGCAAGAGAUCAAAAUCUACAAUGGAUGAGAAUGAAAUUUGA
Messenger RNA from Cryptosporidium muris RN66, 1569 nucleotides. RefSeq lists its product as uncharacterized. Bases 1 to 1569 code for a protein of 522 amino acids. Gene Ontology annotation, biological process: mRNA 3'-end processing by stem-loop binding and cleavage; mRNA transport. The record is from RefSeq and is a predicted model, not a curated record. Gene Ontology annotation, molecular function: protein heterodimerization activity; mRNA binding; histone pre-mRNA stem-loop binding. The transcript is spliced from 2 exons. Lineage: Eukaryota; Apicomplexa; Conoidasida; Eucoccidiorida; Cryptosporidiidae. Gene Ontology annotation, cellular component: histone pre-mRNA 3'end processing complex; cytoplasm.